Molecule: messenger RNA, 1209 nt
Organism: Lachancea thermotolerans CBS 6340
Lineage: Eukaryota; Fungi; Ascomycota; Saccharomycetes; Saccharomycetales; Saccharomycetaceae
Gene: ECM7
Product: Ecm7p
Exons: 1
Coding region: 1-1209 (402 amino acids)
Biological process (GO): fungal-type cell wall organization
Cellular component (GO): plasma membrane; cell cortex of cell tip
Source: RefSeq, a predicted model, not a curated record
AUGCUUGUUCGCCGGGUCAAGAAAGUUGCUUCGAAGCCGUUUGAGAAUCUAGGUGCACUCGACAGAUUGAUCCAGUAUCUACGACUAGGAUCAUCACUCAUAGUGGCAGUCCUCGUCAUGGUGCUAACUUUGGGAGCGCUGGUGUCACCCAGUAAGAUUUUCAUCGGAAAGCUCCAUACAUGUCUGGGUGAUAUCGCACAAGGUCUGUUCGAUGCGUUACAGCAAUCGGUCGAAGCCAAGACAGCAAAUUACGUCAAUAACGGAGUAGGGCUCACCACUUCCGAGAUCCUGAUUUUGACUGAAUAUACGACGUCUCAAGUACAGUCGUCACCGCUGUUUGUGGUAUCAUCAAUGUACGGCUGGUGCCGAGUGGACAAUGGAACGAGCUCAGCUUCAAAUGCAACCUUCCGCAAUCAUACACAGUGCCACACCGUGGGCUCCACGUAUGUUUUCAACUAUAGGGAGCUAAUGAAAGAGAUAGGUCUUAAUGCAAUCCUGGAAUAUACCUACGGUACCCUUGAUGGGAAUAGCUAUGAGGUCUCAAAGCCCUACGUCGAGUACAUGGACAAACUGCAAACAACCAAGAUCCGGAUGGUUAACGUACUGUACAUGGUCGGCUGCUCACACAUGGUUAUGGUUUUCUGCAGCUUAUGGUACUACUCGAUCAAGGGCCGAUCGUUAAGCAUCCUCAAGGAGCGGGUUUUAGUACAUUUGAUCUCACUUCUCUCGUUAGUUUUUUGCAUCUGUGCAAUGGUCUCUGCUGUGACGCUCGCCACAAUCAGCAUACAGCUUCGGUCAAGAAUCAAGAGCGAGCUCCAUUACAUGGGUAUCAGCUACCACCUUGGCAGGACAUGGUUCGCUGCUCUUUGGCUCUUGGCGAUAUUCUCGUGCAUAUCAUGCAUGGUAUGGUCAGGUUUGGUUUGGUGCAUAGCAGAAAAGAGCGCCGAUAGCAUAGAGUCGUAUGAACUCGGCAUAUUGGCGACAACUAAUCAGACUCAAGACAAUGAUGAGGCCACUUUUGUUGAUCAAAAGCCUCAAGAGAAACAAACUGAACACCUGAAACCACCUCCCCAAGCCAGUAGCUCCCAGGCGCGUCUUCUAGAUGAUGGUGACGGAGAGGUGCUGCGUUCAGUGACUACUUCUGCAAGUGAUUAUUCCGAAACUAGCCAUCAACGGGUUGUCGUGCCGCUGUCAGCGUUUAGCUUGUAG